CGUACAACUCCCAGCAAACCUAUACUAAUACACACAUCAUAUCCACGCACCUGUCGAUAACAGGCUAUACGUAACAUUUACUUCACAGUUUGAAAGAGUGGACCACCGAAGCCACGUAAUACGUGUAAUUGGGUCUUACCCGUGUUCAACUAAAGCGGUUACAUACAUGUAGGUGUUGAUGUAAACAGUGGGACUAACGUACAAACUCCGACGAUCUGCUGAGCACCAAUACCAUUGCGUCUAAUGAGUUCGUGCCAAUAACACACGGCGAUGUAAUUGGUCCUGCUCAGAGUGUGUAGUACGUUUUGCCAAUCAUACCUCCUACUUCACCGUAGUGCCCUACUCGACCAGUCAGUGGGGAGUAUAUAAACCUCUCCGGCCAGUCGUAAACGUGAAGUGACCAGACAACUGACCACCCAUGGACCUGCUAAUUGUUCAGAAGUGUUUCGUCUUACGAGAGAGAGCAGAUGUACCGGAGCUACAUUCCUUAAACGAUAGAUAGAGGAGUUUUAACAACCUGUUGAUGUGUGUGUGGAGCACGCGGAUUAAGAUUACCGAUGUUCGUGUUACGUGCGAAGUAAAAUGUUAUCUAUCUUUGUAUUUUACUUGUCAAGCUAUAUCUAAACUAGGGGAUCUUCGUUAAAUUAUGUUAAGUGCUCCUUAGAGAGCUGAAAGGAUUUCCAUUGUCAACGCAGUUAUUUUUCGCACGUCUCGAUACAUAAAUAAUACGGUGUGUCUUCUCCACUUCGAAGGUUAAAACUUUGACCGCUUGGACAAUAAAGCCUCCAUGGCAAGGACCGAUGGGCUGACCGUGGACAAUGGUCAGAGUUAACGAGUGUACACGAUGGACAAUUGAAAGUUCGUCGGCAUCAUUACAGACUUGAAAUCUGAUAAUUGAGUGAAAACGUAUAAUGGAGAGUUCAUUGAGAAGCACGUAAAUUGAACAUAGUUCUGUGAAAUUUGAGACGUCAGCUUCUCAUAUUUACACAUUCCUACUACUUCACUGCAUUUAAACGUGCAAGAAAAGAUGUUUCAUAGUAGCACGAUGAUUCUUCGAUUGACAUAUCUAACGCUGGCUUACAUCCUAGUUUCGGCCGUGAUGUUGGCAAAAGGGGCAUCUAACUACGACCCUCCUGUACCGUCGUGUAAGGCGCUGGCUCGUCACGCUCGCGACUUCCCCACCACGGCUCCAUCACCCCCUACCAUACACGGGGUCUGGGUGUCUGACCGAUGUGAAAUUCGUCCGGGUCCCGAAUUUCUGUUGAGGAAGUAUCGCUUUAAACGUGGAAAGUUCCAACUUCAUCAAUAUUACUAUUCCGGUCCAGACUGUGCGGAACCUCUCUACGGUGUCAAAGCCCAUGGCACCAUCAAACUGCUUCGGCCAUCUUGGAUCGUACCAGGGGGCAUGGAAGCUAAAUAUCGACUACACAACGUAUCCAUAAUUCCGUUUCAGGAACGCAUCGCGAAAGAGUUUUGGUUUAAAGUGCGAGAACAAUGCCAAGGGGUGAAAGGUCACACGUGGAAGCCCUAUCGGAGUUAUCAAAUAAUGAAUUUCCCACCGUACAAGAAAUAUAGACUUCAUAAACACAGAAAUAUUGAUUAUGAUUGUACACAACUGUUCAAUCUUACAUUUCAUGAACUCCAACUUCUGAGAGUGGAAGUUCACCGUCAGAGUGGAAGAGUGGAUAAAAAUAAAAUCAGCACGUAUCCUUCUCGUUAUUCAAAAAGUUUUGAAGAGGUGAACUUAUUGUUAGGCGAUAUCCAUACGGACAGAAGCCAACGUCAUACGUAUAGGCCUUCAAGCUAUCAGACGGGACUAAGGAACUCUAAGACAAAGACCUGCCAGAUUUGCAAUGGAAUCGCUAACUCAAACGAUUAUUACCCGCCAAAAAUAGAUCGACCUAAACCCACGAAGUUCCAUUUACAAGGGGAUUGGGUAAGCUCCGGAUGCGAAACAAGACAAUACGGACAAUUUUUAACCAGAAAACUGUCGUUUCUUCAGGACGGGAAAUCGUGGCAGGGUCAAUAUGAUUUCUUUGAAGAUCCUUUAUGUCGCAAAGGGAGCUUCUCUCUGUCUGUGAAAGGGACGUACACAAGAGGGAAAGUUUCUAAGGUCAUUUCGAGGUCAAAAGAGUUAAACUUCAGACUUAUCAGGUUGAAAAUCACGCCCAAGAAUAAGCAGAUGGUGAAUACGUUAAGAAUGUAUGACGGACAUUGUGGUGUACGCAACGCUUGGAAAAUAAACGAACAACAGGAUGUGACUAGCACGGGCGGAUGUGACGUCCUUGGAAUCAUACUACCGAACGUAGAGUUCGAGAUACUACGAAUGGUUACAUCCGAACGACAAACUCUUCUCUACGUUGGGCAGUGGACUGUCAACAAUGUCCCACAUAAGAAUAAGGAGUUACGACCGACCUCCUUCCAGCAGCCUCUCGUUCGAUGCUCAGACUCAGCCCCUAAAGUCACCUCAAAUAGAAUCGAGGAUUUGCUAUCGGUUGACAAGCAUUCCCCAGUGUUUGCCAAAUUUGAGGCCAUACCUAAAUCAAACGGAGCUUUAAAAUAUCAAGCAACGUUUUGGGCUGUUUUCGUCAUUGUUAUUUGUGUGAUUGUGUCGUAACCGAGGCAGUGAGUAUUAUGGGAUGCAACUCUCGCAAGCAAUAUAAAUAUAUUUUGACCUCUUGACCCGGCUACAAUUGACAUGGAAUUCAUGAUUCAGCUACUGGAAUAAACAUAAACGCAUUGAUACUGUCAAGUAGAUCAGGGACAGAGUGUUUGAAUUCAUAUUUACUUCAGUUCCUUUCACAGACUAUAUUCUAGGAAUUCACUUGAUGCUACAACCUGUAUAGAUACAAUGACUUCCUAUAGCGCAGUAAGCCAGUGCUACUUUGUAUCGAUAUGAAACACAUGUGAUGAUCUGCACUUUAACUCGAAAGACUGAAAUGUGUACAGUAGUCAACCUGGACAUAAGUUCUUCAACGUCGAUUUCAAAAUAAGGAUAAAAACAAUUGGAAAAAUCCUUUUCCCCAUCAUACGGGCUAGUGUAGCUAGCUAGUGAAAAGUGAGUUAGCACUGUUAAGCCAGUAAGUGGGUUGUAAGAACAUGGCGAGAUAUGGAGGAAGUAUUUGCAUUUAAUUCUUAAGCGCAUGUAAGUACAAUGGAACACUGAGACUUUGUUUUACAGGGUAGAAGGUCAACAGCCAUUUUUAAUCGUGUUAUCCGGGGUUGCCUCUUUUAUCCCCCAUAAAGACUUGCAUCGCUCACAGAUUAUAUAACAAUUGGAAUUUUCGUGUUCAACUAGCAUUGUCCUACCAUUUAACAUUAUUCUUUAAAGAAAAUCAAUGUCUUAAAAGAAAUUUUUCAUUAAUUUAUCAGCAUAUGUAUAUAUUUUCAUCAUUUAAUAUAAAUCUUCUACCUGAAAUGAAUUCAACUGAUCAAGUGAAAGGGCUAUUACUGAUUUCUAAUGUCACUUGGUCAAGUUUUUCAUCAAUUUGUGAAAUGUUUUCACAUUUGAUGUAAUUAUUCAUCAAUGGGUGUAGUUAUUCAUUACCUGAUGAACUUACUCACCAAUUGAUGAAGUUAUUCAUUAUCUGAUGAAAUUAUUUAUCACCUGAUAUAAAUAUUCAUCCUGAUGAAACAAUUCAUCACGUGGUGUAAGUAUUGAUCAACUGAUAUGAUUUUUCGUUACAUAUGGAUGUGAAUCAAAUAUUCCUUUAUAUGUUGUCAUACCAAUGUUCAUCCAUGUUAUCGUAAUUUGUAUAUACACACCAGAAAUUAGGCAUUACCAGUCAAAAAACUUGUUUAUCCUUAAAAUAUUGUAUGUGUGAGAUUAUUACAAUACGUUUUGAGAAAGAUUUAUUAAAUUUACAUUAACGUGUUAUAUUUUUGAAAAUAUAACUUAACAUUCAUGUGGUUUUUUGCCAUUCAAUCUUAAUAAACAAUUAGUGAAAAUUGAAUUAUCAAAAUGGCAAAAUCAUCUGACAAUCAUAAGAGUUGCAAUAGGGGUACAAUGUAGAAGGUCAAUGCUGGUUUCUCUGAUGUCCCUAAGCAAUAGACACAGAAGGGAUAAAGACCUGAAUCUACAGGACCCCUAAUUUAGUCACCUCAAACGUUAUCUUGUAGUGGUAUACGGCAGGUUCUUUCUUUCCCAUAAGCUACAGGGCCGUAAAUGUCAGUGAUGAUGAUUGUCAUAAAGAACAAUAUUGGACUAUAAAAUUGAUUCUAAAGAGUAAUAACCCUACUCUAUUUUUAAUAUUAAGUCAAAAUGACUUCAUAUACUAUAGGUUUUUGACAUACAUGUAUUAAUCAAAAGUGUCAAUAUAUUCGAACAAGCAGAAAAAAGAUAAUUGUUGGAUUUGUAUGGCGAGUGUCAUCGAUGAAGCAGACACGCUUUAUCAUCCGGAACACCUGGUCUUAUUCUCCUUUACUUUUCCGAUGUUCUCCAUGUCGAUCUUCCAUCCGUUUAUAUUUUGUCAUAGUUUGAUCGGGUUUGAUUUCAAAUUAAGGUUUUGUUGCCAAUUCGGAUUUCGCUAGUUGUGUUAAUGUAUUUAAUUCUAUACAUAUUCAUAUUCCUGUUUUGAUAUUUUCGCGCUAAUUUACACUGCGCGAAAAGAAAGUGUUUCCAGAUGGUGAACAUUUUCAUUUAUACAGGAAGUAUGUGACCAAGCAGUAUUAUAUAAAAAAGAAAGUGCUGUCGAUAUCCGACAUGAAUCUAGCCAUCUGUUGUGUAUUGUGUUAUUGCCCUGCUAAAUUAAUGUUUGUACUUUCUACUUAUCAUUGUUCGCAUGAUAAAUUUGUGUUUAGCCAUGCCAUGCUCAAGCCGACUAUUUUGACCAUUCAAAAUGUCCGUUUCAUUUUUCUGUUUGUGAAAAACCAGAUUGUCAAAAUUGUUUACUCGGCAAAAUUUAUGAAACUGAAAUGGAGGUGACGGAUGGGUGACGGAUGGAAUGUUUCUGCUUCGGUUGAUCCAUAUGCUAUCAAAAAUGAAACUUAAAUCAUUUCUCUUGGUAUAAAUUUACAAACAGACUAAACGAUAUAUAUUGUUGUAAGGUUUUUGUGACGAGACAGUCAGACAUCUGCCUUUAAUUUGAUACAAUAGAUUGCUAGGAUAAUCCUUUGCGUGUUGCAUGCCAAUUGUCUUCAGCUGUGUGACUUACAAUAUCAGUUACUUGAUAUUUUUUAUAUACUUUUUUCAUAUUUUGUUACCCUUUCACAAUCUUAUCAACCUAAAUAUUUGAUAGUCCCUUGAUUUCGCUUUAUCACAUAUCAUAGGAUAUUUCAGAUGAUUUGAAUGCGCAAGAGCAUGAACUCUAUUCACUUUCUUUUUUUAUUAUACGGCUCAAAACAAGUUAAGCUUCAGUAAAAAAAAACAUGUGAAUGUAAUAGUUUAUACAAAGCAUCAUAUAGAAACAGAAACACGUUUGAGACUUGCAUACCAUAGCUGAACGUUCCAAUGCUGGUGAAUACAUGUACUCCAUUACAAAAUGUUACAUCACAAUAUCAUAGUUGUAAAACAUUAAAAAUCUUCCGUUUGAACAUAACUAUUCGCAUACAAAACACGUAUACUUUGAAACGAAGAAGUUAUAUGUGUUGUUUUAUAGUUACUGUAAAAUCAUAUAUUUUCGCGGUGUUGAAAUGUUUGCGUUUUUAAUGUUGUGUAAAUUACGACGAAAAUUUCUGCACGCGAAUAUUUAUAUAUGGAUUAUAUAUAUAUUGAAUAUAAUGAUUUCUGAACUAUUAACAGCUCAAAAAUGUCCACACCUCGAUCUGUUUAAAGCGUUAAUAUACGAUCAUUAAAUCACAAAUGAAAUUUCCUCUUAACAAUAAUUGUAGUUACUGACAUUUAUGAUGCUUAGAGAGAUAGAAACAAUCGUUUCACUGUUUAUUUUCAUAUACAUUGUUUUCAUCUUGAUAUUUAUCAGAAUAUGUACCAUUGAUCAUUGUUUAUAUGAAGAAUAAAUUCGGCUAAAAUGUAUCAUAUUUGACAUGACAAUUCCUAAAACUAACUCAUAUUACAUUUACUAUUAAUGUUGUUGUUGAAGGGAAUUACCCUUCAUUUUCUAAAUAUCAAUGAAGGAAUGUAUAUAUUUGAUUCGUAUUAAAAUAUUCUUGAAAAUACAAUGACGUCAUACAAAUAUACAUAAUGGCAGGGAGCAAUAAAAAACGUCAUUUCUUCUCAGUGUUUCAUAAUAUCAUUUUAUUGUUUCAGUAUUUAAAUUGAUAUAAUUGAUAAAUAAAGAUUAUUUA
This is a messenger RNA of Mizuhopecten yessoensis (Yesso scallop), 6243 nucleotides long. RefSeq names its product protein APCDD1-like. The transcript has 4 exons. Bases 1028 to 2617 code for a protein of 529 amino acids. Gene Ontology annotation, molecular function: Wnt-protein binding. The record is from RefSeq and is a predicted model, not a curated record. NCBI's taxonomy places the organism in Eukaryota, Metazoa, Mollusca, Bivalvia, Pectinida, Pectinidae. Gene Ontology annotation, cellular component: plasma membrane. Gene Ontology annotation, biological process: negative regulation of Wnt signaling pathway.